Hordeum vulgare subsp. vulgare (domesticated barley) is the source of this 1251-nucleotide messenger RNA. Its product is annotated as protein MAK16 homolog B-like. Bases 736 to 1065 code for a protein of 109 amino acids. Lineage: Eukaryota; Viridiplantae; Streptophyta; Magnoliopsida; Poales; Poaceae. The transcript has 6 exons. Gene Ontology annotation, cellular component: preribosome, large subunit precursor; nucleolus. Gene Ontology annotation, biological process: maturation of 5.8S rRNA; maturation of LSU-rRNA. The record is from RefSeq and is a predicted model, not a curated record.
CGCCACUAUCCAGUGAAGGUGAGCGGCGUGGAGAUCUCCCCCGACCCCGUCGUGCGCGGCAAGCCCGCCACCUUCAAGAUCUCCGCCUCCACGGGCAACUUGGAUGAGAAGGUCCCUGGGAGAGUCUUGUAUGAGAUUCUUAUUCAGGUCGGCCAUGUAGUAGACCUACACAUACCAUGUGACAAGGAAACUGGGCGUCCCAAAGGUUUUGCUUUUGCUGAAUAUGAGACAGAGGCAAUUGCUCAGUAUGCUGUUAGACUUUUUUCAGGACUUGUUAGGCUUAAUGGUAAAACACUUAAAUUUGCGUCUAUUGCGUGAAUUCUUUUACUUCCUCGUUGCACUAUGAGGGCGAUGGCUAUGAGCACCGAUCAGAAGCAGCAGAGUCGUCCGGCAUCCAUUUAUCCAAAGUUCCAUACAAGGGUCUAAGUUUCUUAACUGUCCAGUGUUUUUGCAUGUGAUUAUUUUACUCGGUACAGUCUUAUGGGCCACCAUUAUGAAUAAUGGUGACCUACAAAGUCAGAACAUGCGAUUGACUAGUGAUGACCUGAGACUUGAUGGUCUAACAUUUGUGCCAUUAACAUGUAACCAGGUUCAAUUACAUGCUGAUUCUUUUUUCUUUUGACAAAAGAAAAGUUAAAUGCUGAUUCACAUUGUUGUUCUACAUAAUUUUAAUGUUAACUUUUGACACAUAAAGAGUUGCUAAACACAUUUUUUUGCUCUGUUAGAGAGAAGAUAAUGACAGUCCCGAGGAAGAAAACUCAGCCCGAUCUCCGAAGAUUGGAGAAAGCUGAAAAGGUUGCUCAACUAGAUAAGAGUAUUGAAAGUGAACUAAAGGAGCGCCUGAGGAAGGGUGUCUAUGGUGAAAUUUAUAAUUUCCCCUUCAAGCAGUUUGAUACUAUCCUUGACAUGGAAAAAUAUGAGUUGGCUCCUGAGAUAGAAGAAGAAGAAGAAGGCGAGAUAGAGUAUGUUGAAGGUGAUGAUAUCGAGAUGGGUGACAUGGAUGAUAUGGAAGAUUUUGAAGGCUUUGGUGAUGAAGAUGGUGGAAGAAGACGAGGACAGGGGUAGCACGCAAAGGACGCGAAUGUGAUUCUCCAGGCACGGCUUCAGUAACAUGCUUGGUGUCGAUGAUGUUGUAAUUUAGAUAAUUUUGCCUGUCUUUCUCGUGAUGACCGCAACUCUCUUCUAUGUGAUGGUAGUUUAGAUGUUCGAUAUCGACUUGUAAUGUGAAGACAAACUCGCUACUCGCGGUCU